AUGCUGUGAUCCACAGAAGCUUAUUGAAUUUUCCUUACAUUACUGUUAUGCUUUCAUUAAAGGAAUCAACUGAGGAAUGAGUGAAGGCACUCGAAUAGCAGUGCGACGGGCAGAGGAAGGGUCCAAGAUGGAGGAGGCAGGACUGUUGCCUGGGACACCCGUCGUUUGCUUGGUUUGUGACCGAAUCAUCAAAACCAUCACUGGGCAGGAGGUGCACAACAUUUUUUUGGAAUCGAGUGUUACUUCCCACACUCAGCAGCAGCUUGGCAACAUGAUUGAGCAAAUAAUUAAGUCUCCGCUGAAUGCCUCUCAGGUGUACUCAAAAACCUUAUGUCGACGAUGCUUUAGAUUGCUUGACGAAUUGGACGAAAUACAACAGCGAUCAGACAACAUCAAAACUACAAUAGCAGGAUGGUAUAACAGGUCGUUCCUUAGAAGACUGAAGUUACCAGAUGGAACUGAAGAAAGCAUAGAGUCAAUGGAGAUUGACAGUCCGGUAGAAGAAGACGAGUCAAACGUAACACUGAAGGAUGAGCCGCUGGACGAGGACGACGACCUUCUAGGGGAGGAACUCCGGCCAGAAGACCAGGGCAUUAGGCCAGAUGACCCUGAGUUUAAUCCAGCAUAUGACAAUGUGUGGAUGAUGGGGAAAGCUAGGGCGAGAGGCCGGGGCAGGUACAUAGAUGUGUUCCCUAAGCCAGAAAUUGUCCAAAAAAUCCUAAAUUACCACAAGUUUCAAGUGAAAAAGGCAAAACAAGUUUCACCUAUUUCCCAGUCAAGUUUGUUGACGCAGGGUCUGUUUACAGGUGAUGAAAACACCGAGGAGCAGCCUGGCUUGGGGGCGGAAGAUUCAGCCACAGCGGCCGCCACAGAAACGGAUGAGCCAACUGCAAGCACUGACGAGAAGCUAGACAAGACGUUACAGGUGACACGUCCCAGGGAACCAGGCAAGAGAGUACCGGUUCUGUCAGAGAGGAUGCGGCUUAGCCUUGCCGAAUUAUCGAGAAAAUCUCGAGCUUUGCCACAGAUAGACACGUAUGGCACUCUAAAGAAGGAGGCAAGGUCUCGGGGCACAAAUUCCGAGGAGCGUGUUAAGAGGCAAUACCGCAAGAGAUCCCACAUCAUCCAUUUGUGUAAGUUCUGCAUGAAGGUUUGUCCCACGGGAGAACAGCUGAAAGAACAUCAGCGGACUCAUGACACCAUUGAGUGUCAGUUUUGUGGCAAAGUUUUGGCUCGGAUUGGAGCAUGGGAAAACCACCUCAAGGAUUUCCACAAUGUUGAAAUUCAAGUGCCGGGAAAUGAAGAUGCCCUAAAUCGCCCCAAAGACGAGGUAGACUGUAGCGUGUGUGGGAAACAAUUCUCAUCAAAAUCUGCCCUUGCUUACCAUUCGAAACUUCAUGAUGGUAAAAGUUACCAUUGUGACAAGUGCCUUAAAGUCUUCACUCAUCCAAGUAACCUGAAAACUCACCAGUUGAGACAUGAGAAAAAGAGGUAUUAUUGUGAUAAGUGUGGUAAGAAAUUCCACACCAACUUUGCUCUUUUAAUGCAUGACAACCAAACUCACCGUAUGGCCAAAUCUUGGAAGUGCAAACACUGUUCUAAAGCCUUCACACGGUGUGCUGCCUUUAAGGAACAUAUACGAAUCCACACUGGUGAAAAGCCAUUUGAAUGUCAUAUAUGUGGUGUUAAGUUUAGAAAAAUCCACCACUUAAAGAAUCAUGCCAAACAACACGAGCCAAAAAAGUUCCGAAGUGGUCCAUUUAAGUGUCAGCUGUGUCCAAGUGCAGUGUUCUUACACAAAGUUUCCUAUGACCACCAUAGAAAGUUCAAGCACCCUGAAGUGGAAAUGAGCACACUGAUUGGCGGAGAAAGUGACGUAUUCAGUUCGAAGAUUGUACUCAAGAGAGAAUACGUGAUUGAGAGCAGAGGAGAGAAAGUCAGCACAAGUUACAUGGUUGGGGAUUUUAAAGAAGGGGAAGGCAUAGAGAUGGUUGGCUUGGAUGACGCCAUCUUUGGUGUCGGAGGCCAGUGCAUCAUUGUCCUUUCAGAAGCUUCCGAGGAUGAUACGAAAAACCAGGUAUUACUGCCUCAGAUAGAGAUGUCCAGUGUCACUGCGGAUGCCACGCCAAUUAUAGAAACUGACUUCCUCAAGGAAGAGAUUGACGACAUCGAGGGCAACAGUGAUGACGAAGUCUCCAAAUUCCAAGAGUUUGACGCAGUUCAGCUCGCCUCUCUACAGGAGCAGAUACAGCUGAGUGAACAAAUGACUGCCACACAACUGCAGCAGAUAUCAAUGGCAGCUCUCGAGAGUGGAAAGUUUCAAGUGCAGAUGGAUGGAGAAACUUUUGAUGUGUAUACAGUGGCUCCGUCAGAGUAGCACUUUGCCUGGCAAAGAAUAAAAAUCGCAGUAACAUGGCUGCAACAAUUCACGACCUACCCAUAGACUGAGGAUAUACCUUUCAGGCCAGGCUGAACUUGUUAAUGGCCCAAAUGUUGAUUAUAGAUUAUUUCAGCAUGAUACAAUAUUUGUACAAGGGUGAAUGACAUUUAGGUGUGCAUGCAUGAAGCCCCUUAAUAUGCAAACCAUUUCAGACAAAUUUAAGCCUAUCUUAAGAUUAAUAAGACAAUGUCCAAUGGAUUGCUUAAAGCCCAUGGCAAGUUGUCUGUUCCAUGGUUUUGCAGUCAUUAUGAUUUUGUGAGUCACUAUGGUCCAAACAACUUGAUAUAAAGAUUUGUGGGUUAUCCAUGUCUCAGCUCAUUGCAGAUUUAUUAGGAUCUUGUACACGAGAGUCGGGUAAACUCAACAGUGUUGCAUCUCUCUCUCUUACAUUGUCAUGUACAUGUACAAACUGUAUUGUGCAGAUUAAGGGUAACAAGAGGUUAAAAAUAUCAAUUUAAAGAAAAUAUUUAUCACAACUUUGUAAUCUUGUGCAUUGUAAAUACACAAGUCAAGAAAUUUUGAAUAGAGAGAAUGUUUUUUUUUUUAUUUGAGUUGUAUAUACACACAUCCUUAUUGACACACAGUACCAUUGUGUGUAUGUAUGUAUACCAUUGUGUGUAUGUAGGUAGUAAGUUGGUAGACAGCAAUCGCCCAGGGAGGUACUACCGUCCUGCCAGGUGAGUGUAAACUGGAAGCCUGCAGUUGUUUUACAUGAUGGUAGGAUUGCUGGUGUCUUUUUCUGUCUCAUAAACAUGCAAAAUUUCAGGUACACAGUGCUACUUCUACUUACACUUAGGUCACACUACACACAAAUGUAUAAGCAUGUAUACACACACCCCUCUGAGUUUUCUUCUAUUUUCUUACUAGUUCUUGUUCUUGUUUAUUUCCUCUUAUCUCCAUGGGAAAGUGGAACAGAAUUCUUCCUCUGUAAGCCAUACAUGUUGUAAGAGACAACUAAAAUGCCGGGAGCAAGGGGCUAGUAACCCCUUCUCCUGUAUAUAUUACUAAAUGUAAAAGGAGAAACUUUCGUUUUUUUCUCUUGGGCCACCCCGCCUCGGUGGGAUUCGGCCAGUGCGUUGAAAGAAGAAAGAUAUAUAAAUUAUAUUCAGCAGCAGUGAAAAUACAUAAGAAUUAGCAUUUAUUAAACAUUUGAAAUGGUCCUGUAUGUGCAUGUGCACAUACAGGAGGAGGGACAGGGAUGUUGCAGUCAGGGAGGUAACUCGUGAUGUCAACACACUUCUGGUAAUGAUUGAGUGAUGGUGAAUGUGUUUUCUUCUUUGGAUCCUUACUGUUAUGGCAGGUUAUUAAGGUAAAACAUAACCAUGUGUGCACACGUGAGUGUACAUGGAAAAAACACACAUGCCUAUGUGGCAGUUUUUACAAAUAGGUAAAGCUCUUAGUGGAAGCAAAGAACUGGUAACCCCUUCCUCCAUAUAAAUUACUAAAUGUAAAAAGAAAAACUUUCGUUUUUCUGUUUAGGUCACCCUGCCUCAGUGGGAGACGGCCGGUAUGUUGAAAAAAAUAAUUUUUCUCUUUAGGUCACCCUGCCUUGGUGGGAGAUGGCCAAUGCAUUUUUUCCUUCUUGGAUCAAGCCUGUUUGCUUCCCAUUCACCAGGUGCUCAGCAGCUAUUGUUUACAUUAGACCCCUGGAUAACAUGCAGUCUGUUAAUACGUUUUUUAAAACAUUUUGCAGAAUUCUGGCGUAUUUUUGGUGUAUGUUAUAAAAAUCAGUUUACAUGGCGGAGUAAAUGUAGGGGAAAAUGUGGCAUGUACUGCAGUCUUUUCUUCUGUCUUGCAGUGAACCUCAGGGUUAGUACAUUGUCUUGUGAGCUAGUGGGUGGGAGCAUGGGAGUUAGUAGAUGAGGACAAGGUACUGGGUGAAGACAGGUGAGUGAAGGUUAGACCAAAUGGGUGAAAGUGGUCUGUAGGUACAUACUGUCGCUGCCAUCCCACAUGCCUACUCCAGUACAUCCCAUGUGGCACUGUAACAUGUGGUCAGUUGGGCACUGGUGUGGGGACGGGCAGAGGCAGGUGGGUGAGUAUAUGCAGGCGAGGGCAAGUGUUUGGGAGAGAGGUGGGUGCAAACGUGAGAGGGAGGAGUGAAGUCCACAAAAGCAUGGUGGGGAGGGGGUAUGGGUGAUGAGCAUCUGUGGGAGAUAGGUGAAAGUGUUGGUCCACAGCUGUCCUCCCCUGCCACACAUGGACAGGAGGUUGAAUAUGUGUGGUGGGAUGGAUGAAGGUAGGUGAGGUACUGGAGUGAGCAAGGUAACAUUUAUGAAGGAAUUCAGGGGGAACUGGUCAUCCAGACUGGAGUCCUGGAGGUGAGACAUACAGUGCCUGCACUCUGAAGGAGGAAUGAGGAUGUUGCAGUUCCAAGGGCCACCAGAAUAGUGACAUUGGUGCACCUUUGGCAAAACAAACAAUACAUAUAAUUAAUAUCUUUUCUGCAGUAUACGGGUGACACAUUUCACAUAAAAUGCUCUUAGGCCCAAGAGAAAACCAAUAUGCAGUGCACUUUGGAUAACGAAUAAAUGAUAGUGAAUGCAUUUCCUCCCUUCUGGGUGGCCCUAUCUUGGUGAGAAAUGGCCACUUGCAUUAAAAAAAAAAAAAAGUUGGGUGUAAAGUAGCGACUCAUGUGAGAAAUGCAUAAAUGUGUGGAAUUUCACAUCGCUGUGUUGCUGUUGCCCAGAAUAUAUUAUUUACUAUGUAAAUGAACCAUUGUGAGUUCCCUGUUUGUGAUUACUUUCACAAGGCAGUCAUGUCUAUAUAGCAGUCAUGUCUACAUAGCAGUCAUGUCUACAUAGCAGUCAUGUCUAUAGCAGUCAUGUCUACAUAGCAGUCAUGUCUACAUAGCAGUCAUGUCUGCAAAGAAGUCAUCUAUAUACAGCAGUCAUGUCUACAUAGCAGUCAUGUAUGCAUGGUAGUUAUGUAUGCAUAAGUCAUGUCUACAUAGUACAGUGGACCCCCGGUUUGCGAAGCUAUCGGUAUCCGAUAAAUCCGGUAACCGAUGCAUUAUAUCGCAAAAAAUUUGCCUCAGUUCCUGUUACAAAACCCAGUAUGCAAUACUAUUCGUACGAGAUGUGUCCAGUGUUUACAAGCCAGCCAGUGUAUGCGCAUCUAAGGAUACAUUCGGUACAUUCUAUAUUAUCCAUAUUAUCACUGUUUUUGGUGCUUGUUUCUGCAAAAUAUGACUAUUGAAAUUAAGGAAAUGUGUGCAAAGUGGCUUGAAGCGCAAAUCUUUAUGGAUGAAAAUCACCCUCACACAGCUAUUGCAAGCCGUGUUGGCAACCUGUACACUGACAAUGUUGUGAAACACUUUAGGAAAGUCAUAAAGGAACGAGUGGUACAGGCCUCUAUGGACAGAUAUGUUGUGCGACACAAGUCCAGUGACUCUCAACCUGGUCCUAGUGGCAUUAAAAGAAGAAGGGAAGUAACCCCGGAAAAGGACUUGCUACCUCAAGUCCUAAUGGAGGGUGAUUCCCCUUCUAAAUGCUAACACCAUCCACACACUCCCCUCCUCCCAUCCCAUCAAUCAUCACCAGAUCUUCAUUAGAGGUAAGUGUCAAUUAUUCUUUUGUUACAUAUUAUUCUAUUGUUGUUGUUGUUAUUGUAAUUAUUCUAUUGCAUUAAACUUAAUAUUUCAUGUGGUAAAAGUUUUUUUUUUUCAUACUUUUGGGUGUCUUGCACGGAUUAAUUUGAUUUCCAUUAUUUCUUAUGGGGAAAAUUGAUUCGCUUUCCGAUAAUUUUGGUUUAUGAUGAGCUCUCAGGAACGGAUUAAUAUCGUGAACCGGGGGUCCACUGUAUUCAUGUCUGCAAUCCAUGUACAUCCUAUACAUAAAAAUACAUCCUAUACAUAAAUGACCUACCAAAUGCUUCGCAAUUACUCAAACCCACACUAUUUGCAGAUGACACUACAUACGUCUUCUCUCACCCGAGCCCAGUCAUGCUAGCCAAUACUGUAAAUACCGAAUUACAGAAAAUAUCUACCUGGAUGAGGACUAACAAACUUAACACUAAACACUGAGGACUAACAAACUUACACUAAACAUUGACAAAACCUACUUCAUUCAGUUUGGUAACAGAGCUACAGAUGUCCCUCUUAACAUAAUGAUAAAUGGAUCACCUAUCACAAAGCUAACAGAGGGAAAAUUCUUAGGAAUCCACCUUGAUAAUAGACUCAAAUUUCAUACACAUAUACAACAAAUUUCUAAGAAAAUUUCCAAGACUGUAAGUAUACUAUCGAAGAUACGGUACUAUGCUCCACAGUCAGCCCUCCUGGCUCUAUAUCACUCUCUUAUUUACCCCUAUAUCACCUAUGGAAUUUGUGCAUGGGGGUCAACAACAAUUAACAAUCUCAGACCACUAAUUACCCAACAAAAGGCUGCAGUUAGAAUGAUAACAAAUUCUCACUACAGGCAGUACACUCCACCAAUAUUCAAAACACUCAACCUACUCACCAUACAAAACAUCCAUACUUAUUACUGCACCUAUUACAUACAUAGAACACUUAACUCUGAUAUUAACCCUCCCCUCAAACAUCUUGCCAACCUCAACAGAACACAUGACCAUAACACAAGGCACAGAUCACUCUUUGAUGUUCCUUGUGUCCAUCUCACGCUAUGCAAAAACUCAAUGCACAUCAAAGGCCCUAAAAUCUGGAAUUCAUUACCUGUAAAUAUAAAAGAAACACUACCUGUUUAUAAAUUCAAGUCUCUUCUCAGAGAUCACUUACUCACCCAAAACCAAAUAAAUACAGUGGACCCCUGCUUAACGAUCACCUCCCAAUGCGACCAGUUAUGUAAGUGUAUUUAUGUAAGUGCGUUUGUACGUGUAUGUUUGGGGGUCUGAAAUGGACUAAUCUACUUCACAAUAUUCCUUAUGGGAACAAAUUCGGUCAGUACUGGCACCUGAACAUACUUCUGGAAUGAAAAAAUAUCGUUAUCCGGGGGUCCACUGUACUGCAUAACUGAACCUUAUAAAUUGUAUAUCUUAAAUGUUUCUCACAAUUAUAUCACAUAAAUGUUAAACCUAAAACCCAAUCUAACAGAAUACUCCAUUCGACUGAAUGUACAACAAUGCAUGCAACCAUAUGACCUGUCUUUGUAAUAUUCAUUUGUGCUUUAUAGUUAUCUGUUUACAAUAAUGUCUUAUCACUGAUUUCAUCAUUGCUUAGUUAAUCUUAAGUAAAUUUUAAGCCAGCCCGUAAUGCUAUGCAUAUAAGUGGCUUUGGCAUGCUGCUCUUACCUGUUAUUUUUUUUUUGUACCUCUGUAUGUAUGCUCAAAUUACUAAAUAAAUAAAUAAAUAAAUAAAUAAAUUGCACUUAAUAAUACUUAACAGUCAUGUAUGCAUAUCUGUGAUGUAUACAUAUCAGCCAUAUUAAUUUUACUCAUGUAUACAUAGCAGCUAUGGACUGUUUAUAUGGAUGUAUAAAUACCAAUCAUAUACAUGUAUAUAUAUACUUAUCAGUCAUGUGUACAUACUAGUCAUGUGUAUAUACCAGUCAUGUGUACAAAACAGUCAUACAUAUUUAUUCAUGUAAAUCACCAUUCAUUCUGUUACGGACUCUUGUAAAAAAUGUUGUAAAUUUAACACAAUUGAAUAAAUGAUUAAAUCAAUUAGCUGUUGAUUAGUUAUCCACAAACCAACUGUAUUGUACAGGAGGGCCACACUUAUACAGUAGGCUGGGCUCCGGGCUACUGUAGGGCCCCCACUUAUACAGCAGGUUGGGUUCCUGACUACUGUAGGGCCCCACUUAUACAUCAGGUUAGGUUCUGGGCUACUGUAGGGCCUUGCUUAUACAGCACGUUAGGUUCCAGGACACUGCAGGGACCCACUCAUACAGCAGUUUAGGUUACCUUAAAAUAUUUUUGUCUUUUGCUUAAAGUGAGUGAUGAAUAUAUUUGUUGUAGGAAGUCUGAAUAAAUGAAGAAUGGGUAUAAUUAAUAACUGCUGCAUUAGCAAAAUGCUUUAAAGCAAAGUGCUCUAAAGUGAGGCCCUCUUGUAUGCACUCAAGAGCAAAACCAAAAUCUGCCACACUACUUUGAAUUCCCAUCAUGGUAUGCAAGGGUAUGUACACCGAGGCAUAUAAUUUUUUUAUGGCACACAGGAGCGCCUCGACUUACAAUGGUUCAACUUAUGAUAUUUUGACCUUACGUUGGUGCAAAAGCAAUUACACCUACCCUCCGACUUACGACCAGCUCGACAUACAACCAUUCGACUUACGACUGUGUUUUGUAUGCCAAAUUUCUGGGAAAUAAACAACUGUUUGUGUUGUACACAGUGUUUAACCUAAACCUUACAGUAUAAAAUACAGUACUAACAGCAUAAAAAGUAAAGUAAAAAAUGAAAUACCAAAAUAAAACAAUAAAAUAAAGUCAUUACAAAAAUGUGAUAUUAUUUUUCAGUAGUAAGGUUCGACUUACGUCCAUUUCGACUUACGACCGGUUGGUCAGAACUGAACUCGGUUGUAAGUCGGAUGGUACCUGUACUCUGGAGAUGAAAAUUAAGAUAA
Cherax quadricarinatus is the source of this 8952-nucleotide messenger RNA. Lineage: Eukaryota; Metazoa; Arthropoda; Malacostraca; Decapoda; Parastacidae. The record is from RefSeq and is a predicted model, not a curated record.